AUGCCACUACCCGAAGCUGUCAACUUACAGCCGUUCGAGCUGCUGCAAUUCACUGCAAUCGCCGCUACCCUUUCUCAGCAGUGUUAUAGCCGGACACAGUUGUUGGGUUUGAACAACUUCAAGAUCGUGGCGCUCAACGAUGAUGAGCAAGAUCCACAACGCUACUGUCACUACAUAAUUGCUCUCAACGAAGGCGUCGUGUACGUUGCCUUCAAAGGAUCAGAUGCGCUGUCAAACUGGGUUGCGAACGUCUUCAUCGACCAGCAAAACGACGAGCAUGGCAGAGUGCACUCUGGUUUUUGGCAAAGUUUUCAGAGUGCAAAAGAUCGUCUGUCCAGAGACCUUCAGCCAUAUUUCGGACAUCCAGUCGUGUUCUGCGGUCACUCGAAAGGCGGUGCUCUGGCCAACCUCGCAGCAGCGUACUUUGCCCACGAGUUCCAACAGAAGAAAUGGAUUUUGACGUUUGGGGCUCCGAAGGUUGGCGACAAGAGAUUUGCAACGUACCUCAACUCCCAAAUGUGUCUUCACCUUCGUUUGGAGAAUCAAACGGACCCCGUGCCCUUCUUACCGCCCCUCUCCAAGUACGCGCAUGCCGGAAACCCUGUUGAUCUCGGCACGUUUUGCGAUCGAUUGCGAACGAUGUCAACGGUAGGGAUGGUCGGCACUUUCUGUUGGCGGGCUUUUCAAGCAGCUGACGCCGCGACACACAAAGCAACCAUGCUGAAAAAGGUCGGACAGGUGCUUGCAGAUGGAGCCGGGCGUCUUUGCGGGUUCGAAGCGAUUGCGCGCAUGACUCGUGAUUACGGCUUUAACGACGGCGGGGUGCUCGAGGCACACACUCUCGACAAGUACCAUCUUGCAAUUGCACGCGCUCAGGAGCGAGCUCAAGAAAUCAUAGAGAGCCAGCUCGCCCAGCAAGAGCGUGGCAUCACCGCCAGCCUUGGAGUGGCAUUGAAAAGUGGUAUCAAAUCGCUGCUUCGUGAUUGCAAAGCCUUGUAUCGGCUGAUUCGAGAUCCAAACGCUGGCGUUUCGAAGGCUCAAGCUCUGCUGGCGUCAGCAGCUCUCGUUUAUGUGGUUUCGCCUUGGGAUGUGAUCCCUGAUUCCAUUCCUUUUGUAGGGUACAGUGAUGACGUCUUUGUGGUACGGACUGCGCUUGACACGCUGAAUGCGCAAGUCAAUCGUUAUCGGCGCGACGACGAAUAGAUUUGUAAAUGUGACUGGUGAUUUGUGACUGAGUUUGUGAGGCUGAGACAAAUCUAUUCUACGAAUAGACG
Molecule: messenger RNA, 1274 nt
Organism: Monosiga brevicollis MX1
Lineage: Eukaryota; Choanoflagellata; Craspedida; Salpingoecidae
Exons: 1
Coding region: 1-1203 (400 amino acids)
Biological process (GO): lipid metabolic process
Source: RefSeq, a predicted model, not a curated record